Otolemur garnettii (small-eared galago) is the source of this 3423-nucleotide messenger RNA. RefSeq names its product multiple EGF like domains 10 (gene MEGF10). Lineage: Eukaryota; Metazoa; Chordata; Mammalia; Primates; Galagidae. The coding region runs from base 1 to 3423 and encodes 1140 amino acids. The transcript has 24 exons. Gene Ontology annotation, molecular function: scavenger receptor activity; protein binding. The record is from RefSeq and is a predicted model, not a curated record. Gene Ontology annotation, cellular component: membrane.
AUGGUCAUUUCUUUGAAGUCAUGCCUGAACUUUAUGUGUUUAUUGUUAUGCCAUUGGAUUGGGACGGCAUUACCUCUGAAUCUUGAAGACCCCAAUGUGUGUAGCCACUGGGAAAGCUACUCGGUGACCGUGCAAGAGUCCUACCCACAUCCCUUUGAUCAAAUUUACUACACGAGCUGCACUGACAUUCUAAACUGGUUUAAAUGCACGCGGCACAGAAUCAGCUACCGGACCGCAUAUCGGCAUGGGGAGAAAACCAUGUACAGGCGCAAGUCCCAGUGUUGUCCUGGGUUUUAUGAAAGUGGGGAGAUGUGUGUCCCCCACUGUGCUGAUAAAUGUGUCCAUGGUCGCUGUGUUGCUCCAAACACCUGUCAGUGUGAGCCUGGCUGGGGAGGGACCAACUGCUCCAGUGCCUGUGAUGGUGAUCACUGGGGGCCCCACUGCAGCAGCCGGUGCCAGUGCAAAAAUGGGGCUCUGUGCAACCCCAUCACGGGGGCUUGCCACUGUGGCGCAGGCUUCCGGGGCUGGCGCUGUGAGGAACGCUGUGAGCAGGGCACCUACGGUAAUGACUGUCAUCAGAAAUGCCAGUGCCAGAAUGGAGCCACCUGCGACCAUGUCACGGGAGAGUGCCGCUGCCCACCGGGAUACACCGGAGCCUUCUGUGAGGAUCUUUGUCCCCCUGGUAAACACGGCCCACAGUGCGAGCAGAGAUGCCCUUGCCAAAACGGAGGAGUGUGUCAUCACGUCACCGGAGAAUGCUCCUGCCCUUCUGGCUGGAUGGGCACAGUGUGUGGUCAGCCUUGCCCUGAGGGUCGCUUUGGAAAGAACUGUUCCCAAGAAUGUCAGUGCCAUAAUGGAGGGACGUGUGACGCUACCACAGGCCAAUGUCAUUGCAGUCCAGGAUACACAGGGGAACGGUGCCAGGAUGAGUGUCCAGUGGGGACCUAUGGACUUCACUGUGCCGAGACCUGCCAGUGCGUCAAUGGAGGGAAAUGCUACCACGUGAGCGGCGCCUGCCUCUGUGAGGCCGGCUUUGCUGGGGAGCGCUGCGAGGCGCGCCUGUGUCCCGAGAGGCUCUACGGCAUCAAAUGUGACAAGCGGUGCCCCUGCCACCUGGACAACACUCAGAGCUGUCACCCCAUGUCUGGAGAGUGUGCCUGCAAGCCAGGCUGGUCAGGACUCUACUGUAACGAGACGUGCUCUCCUGGCUUCUAUGGGGAAGCUUGCCAGCAGGUCUGCAACUGCCACAACGGGGCUGACUGUGACAGUGUGACGGGACGGUGCACCUGUGCUCCAGGAUUCAGAGGCAGUGACUGCUCCACCCCGUGCCCUCUGGGAACCUAUGGGGUUAACUGUUCCUCUCGCUGUGGCUGUAAAAACGAUGCUGUCUGCGCUUCUGUGGACGGAUCUUGUACUUGUAAGGCAGGCUGGCACGGGGUGGAUUGCUCCAUCAGAUGCCCCAGCGGCACGUGGGGCUUUGGCUGUAACUUAACAUGCCAGUGCCUCAACGGGGGAGCCUGCAACACCUUGGAUGGGACCUGCACGUGCGCACCUGGCUGGCGCGGGGAGAAAUGCGAACUUCCCUGCCAGGAUGGCACAUAUGGGCUGAACUGUGCUGAGCGCUGUGACUGCAGCCAUGCAGAUGGCUGCCACCCUACCACAGGCCAUUGCCGCUGCCUCCCCGGAUGGUCAGGUGUCCACUGUGACAGUGUCUGUGCUGAGGGUCGCUGGGGUCCCAACUGCUCCCUACCCUGCUACUGUAAAAAUGGGGCCUCGUGUUCCCCCGAUGAUGGCAUCUGUGAGUGUGCACCAGGGUUUCGAGGGACCACUUGUCAGAGAAUCUGCUCGCCUGGUUUUUAUGGGCAUCGCUGCAGCCAGACGUGCCCUCAGUGUGUGCACAGCAGUGGGCCCUGUCACCACAUCACCGGCCUGUGUGACUGCUUGCCUGGCUUCACAGGCGCCCUGUGCAAUGAAGUGUGUCCCAGUGGCAGAUUCGGGAAAAACUGUGCAGGGAUUUGUACCUGCACCAACAACGGGACCUGUAACCCCAUUGACAGAUCCUGCCAGUGCUACCCCGGCUGGAUCGGCAGUGACUGCUCUCAGCCUUGUCCACCUGCCCACUGGGGCCCAAACUGCAUCCACACGUGCAACUGCCACAACGGAGCCUACUGCGGCGCCUACGACGGGGAGUGCAAGUGCACGGCUGGCUGGACGGGGCUCUACUGCACUCAGAGAUGUCCCCUGGGGUUUUAUGGCAAGGACUGUGCGCUGAUAUGCCAGUGUCAAAACGGAGCCGACUGUGACCACAUCUCAGGGCAGUGCACUUGUCGCACGGGAUUCAUGGGCAGGCACUGUGAGCAGAAGUGCCCUGCUGGAACAUAUGGCUACGGCUGUCGCCAGAUAUGUGACUGUCUAAACAACUCCACCUGCGACCACAUCACUGGGACCUGUUACUGCAGCCCCGGAUGGAAGGGCGCACGGUGUGAUCAAGCUGGUGUCAUAAUAGUUGGAAACCUGAACAGCCUAAGCCGGACCAGUACUGCUCUGCCUGCUGACUCUUACCAGAUCGGGGCCAUCGCGGGCAUCAUCAUUCUUGUCCUAGUUGUUCUCUUCCUCCUGGCAUUGUUCAUUAUUUAUAGACACAAGCAGAAGGGCAAGGAAUCCAGCAUGCCAGCGGUGACCUACACCCCUGCCGUGAGGGUCAUCAAUGCAGAUUACACCAUUUCAGAAACCCUUUCUCACAGCAAUGGUGGAAAUGGGAACAGCCAUUACUUCACCAAUCCCAGUUACCACACACUCACCCAGUGUGCCACGUCCCCACAUGUCAACAACAGGGACAGAGUGACCAUCACAAAGUCAAAAAACAAUCAGCUGUUUGUGAAUCUUAAAAAUGUGAACCCUGGGAAGAGAGGCCUUGUGGCGGACUGCACAGGGACACUGCCCGCUGACUGGAAACACGGCGGCUACCUCAAUGAGCUCGGCGCAUUUGGACUUGACAGAAGCUAUAUGGGAAAAUCCUUAAAAGACCUGGGAAAGAAUUCUGAAUAUAAUUCCAGUACGUGCUCCCUAAGUAGUUCUGAAAACCCAUAUGCCACGAUUAAGGAUCCACCUGUACUUAUCCCCAAAAACUCAGAAUGCGGCUAUGUGGAGAUGAAAUCACCGGCACGAAGAGAUUCUCCAUAUGCGGAAAUCAACAACUCAACUUCAGCCAACAAGAAUGUCUAUGAAGUUGAACCUACAGUGAGUGUUGUCCAAGGAAUGUUCAGCAAUAACGGGCAUCUCACCCAGGAUCCUUACGACCUCCCAAAGAACAGUCACAUCCCUUGUCAUUACGACCUGCUGCCGGUCCGAGACAGUUCAUCUUCCCCCAAGCGAGAAGAUGGUGGCAGCAGCGGCAGCAGCAGCAGCAGCAGCAGUGAAUGA